This is a messenger RNA of Lampris incognitus (smalleye Pacific opah), 2009 nucleotides long. It is a transcript of the gene cenps, whose product is annotated as centromere protein S. Gene Ontology annotation, biological process: resolution of meiotic recombination intermediates; replication fork processing. Gene Ontology annotation, cellular component: FANCM-MHF complex; Fanconi anaemia nuclear complex. The coding region runs from base 72 to 461 and encodes 129 amino acids. The transcript has 5 exons. Gene Ontology annotation, molecular function: chromatin binding; protein heterodimerization activity. Lineage: Eukaryota; Metazoa; Chordata; Actinopteri; Lampriformes; Lampridae. The record is from RefSeq and is a predicted model, not a curated record.
UGUUUGCCCUGGCUUUAUCCGAGAGCUCGCCUACACUUUAACGCGACCCAUCGAAACCUUCGCUCCCUUUGAUGGAAGACGACGCGACGCGACAGAGGUUGAAGGCGGCGGUGCAUUACACGGUGGGCCGCAUGUGCAAGAUUGUCGGGGCGGAGUACGGCACCGACUUAAGCCGGCAUGUGGUCGCGGCGAUAGCGGAGGUAACGUUCAGGCAGUGCGAUACAUUUGCAAAAGACACAGAGGCCUUUGCGAGGCACGCCAAGAGAAGCACCGUGAUGCCAGAAGAUGUGAGGCUUGUGGCCCGUCGUAGCACUGCUCUGUCCAACUUCAUACAAAAGAAGAUUGAAGAGCUUAAUCAGGAGCAGAGGAAUUCAAAGAAGAAAAACACCAGGAAGAGGAAAAGCAGAGAAGCGGAGGAGAGCAGGGAACAAGACGAUGCAGGCGGGUCUGCUGUGAAUUAGGUGUGUAAAAUAUGUAAGCUGCUCGCAGGAGGCAAAGCAGGCUGCAUUAUGGAAAAGGCAACACCAUCUUGCAUAAACGUAUUCUAGCCAAGCCGUACUUGAUGUUAUUUCUGGAGAGCUGCCUCAUAAAAAAAAAAGGCUUUCAUUGUAGCCUGUUUUUCAAAUUUGUGAUGGGAAAGUAUCUCUAAUGCAGCAACGGUGGCCAACUGUUGUUAAACUUAAGUAUGCUGGUUAAAAUGUCUGCAAAAGUGAAUUACUGCCAUUAAAAACUUUGAUGGCAGGUAUUGUGAAGGGUUCCUGCAGUAAUAGUACUACCCUGGCAUGUUUUGACUGCUUACCGUGUUAAGAGACAUUUGCUUGCGCUGACUAAGUUUGACUUUGGCAAACUUAUACAGGCAGGACACCAUAUGCCGUGGAGUGCCUAUGUACAGGUUUUCCUUCCACUCACUACAUGUUAUUUAACAGAUCUGUUUUAAGCCAGGCACACACUGAAGGACAAUUGGCCAAACUUGAGGCCCAAUUUGAGGCCAUGUGGAAGAGAGUCUUCCCAGAUUGUCCUGUAAUGGGAGGCAUCUGCAGAUUCAAUCUUCAGCCUCCCAAUCAACUUUGCAAGCCAGUCCUGAUGACAAGCACAUUUGAUACUUACAACUGAUUAAAAGUGCUAUAUCGCAAACGUCCCAAUGCUUAGCCACAACGUGCAGGACAUCCAAGAAAAUGGAGUCCGCACACUGAAAUCUUGUCUUCAAAUUUUCUGUGAAAGCUUUUACCAGUGUUUGUUUUGUUUUAUUCAUACUGUUUAUUUUUACUUAUUUGAUCUUAUUUUUACCUUGUCUAGUUUUUUCUUUGUAAAGUGCUUUGUUACGUUUUAGAAAAGUGCUAUAGAAAUUGUGUGAAUGCUCCCAAAAGAAACUUAUUAAAUCGCCAUUUUUGCCUCAGAGAGCCUCUGUCAUGAUUCAAAGGGGGAACAGCGAGAAAAAGUCAAUGGGUGAAUCUGACUAGGAAGGGAACAUUUUUGAACUGAAUGAUUAGUUAGUUGCAUUUUAGGCAAAAGUUGCAAAACAACACACACAAAGCCUAGCAACCUCCAUGUAUUUUGCUCUAGUCACAUUGGAUCACUACUUUCUGCAAGAUUUAGACUUUAAUGGCAGCUGGUCAAAAGUGUCAUACUACCACAAAUAACUAAGAUGGUUGAGUUACAACUGACUGAUGAUUAGUGUAAGUGUGAUGCCGUCUUUGCCCAAUUGUCUAGUGUAUAUGCUCCGACAAUCUGAAACCUGUCUGUAAUGCUAUCAAUAUCCGUUAGGAUUUAAAAAAUCCUUGUGUACCCAGCCUUAGGUUGAAGUUGUGCUAAUCAGUGAAAUCCCUCUAGGUGUUGACUGGAAGGAAGAAACUGCACUCAACACUACAUGUCACACGGUUGCCCAUGUCUGUUCUAGAAUCAACACUCAUCACUCAAAAUUUGUAUUUCAGGCCAUUCUCCUCAGGACACUAACCCCAUCAUGCCCUCCCAGCAUCUUAAGUUAUAUCUAUACAACGAUGCCCUUCAGG